Oncorhynchus tshawytscha (Chinook salmon) is the source of this 1823-nucleotide messenger RNA. RefSeq names its product calsenilin-like. Gene Ontology annotation, cellular component: voltage-gated potassium channel complex; nucleus. Lineage: Eukaryota; Metazoa; Chordata; Actinopteri; Salmoniformes; Salmonidae. The record is from RefSeq and is a predicted model, not a curated record. The transcript is spliced from 8 exons. Bases 809 to 1501 code for a protein of 230 amino acids. Gene Ontology annotation, molecular function: DNA-binding transcription repressor activity, RNA polymerase II-specific; potassium channel regulator activity; calcium ion binding. Gene Ontology annotation, biological process: negative regulation of transcription by RNA polymerase II; regulation of potassium ion transmembrane transport.
GCUGCUGGUCAUAUUCCAGCCAUCAGUGGAUGUGGAUCAAUGCCUGGUUUACAGCUUUACAUCAUCCUUGAAAUGCCUGGGAAAACAAAGAAACGCUCAGACCGUCAAUUAGAAACUAUUAGUGAAAAAACAACACAUAAUCUCUCCGGUCUCGCUGCCCUACUCCCCUCUCUCAUCUUCCUCACUCGCUCCAACUGGAGACUGCACUAGAGGGAUAAUUCCUGUCUUGAUGGACCUGUAGGACAGACUUACCCAAAAAGGGAGACACAGGGGGUUCAGCCCUUAACUGGUGCAGAAUGUAUACUACGGAAGAUACUUCACAGAGGAUGGAGAUAUUUGGGAGAUGAGGAAUCAAGUGGUAUAUGUUUGUUUUCAACUCAAUACCAUGCACUGGACUUGGAUUUAGAGGGACUUUUUGAAGACAAGAAGAUAUUAUCAUCAAACUCACCUUUUUGCUUUUGCUGGAUAUCAAGGGGUUAAAUGAAGGGCACCUGGAACAGAGUGACUGUUAAUGGAUCUCUACCUUCACUCUAUCUUUACCGUCUUCAUCACGAGGAGCAUCGUCACCUGAGAGUUCACUUCCUUUAACACUGUGUGUGGGUGGGAAAAUGGGGGGAGUAAAGUGUGACCAAUAGAUUUCAGGGUUCGCAGCUAUUUUUCAGACAUCUUGUUCAAUUGUUUGUUUUGAUGUUUUCUUAGACACACACAUCCGGCAGCAAACAUUUGUUAAGUUGUGGAAAACGCAUCCAAUAUGUUCAGAGCUGGCCAAUAGCAAGCUGAUAAAGGUUCUUAUUCAAACAAGUCAGCCAUGGUGCUGGAAGGCAUGGAACUGAUUGCAAUUACUGUAGUCAUUGGCCUGUUUUUUGUAGUGUUCAAGCAGUUUGGUGUCUGGGAGCCCUUGACAUUAGAUGAGAGUAGCGACUGUGAAUUGGAGCUUUCUACUGUUCGUCACCAGCCUGAAGGCUUGGAACAGCUCCAGGUCCAGACCCAGUUCACCAAGAAGGAGUUGCAGUCACUCUACAGAGGCUUUAAAAACGAGUGUCCCAGCGGGCUGGUGGAUGAGGAGACUUUCAAGAACAUCUACUCACAGUUCUUCCCCCAGGGAGAUGCCACCACAUAUGCACAUUUCCUGUUCAACGCAUUUGACAUGGACAGAAAUGGCUCUAUCCGUUUCGAGGACUUUGUGAUUGGACUAUCUGUACUGCUCAGAGGUUCAGAAACAGAGAAACUCCGAUGGGCCUUCAAUCUGUAUGAUAUCAACAAGGAUGGCUACAUCACCAAGGAGGAGAUGUUGGCCAUAAUGACGUCCAUCUAUGACAUGAUGGGCAGGUAUACCUCUCCCAGUGUACGAGAUAUUGAUCCAUCUGAGCAUGUGGACAAGUUCUUUCAGAAAAUGGAUCGGAACAGAGACGGGGUGGUGACCAUUGAUGAGUUCAUAGAGACUUGUCAGAAGGAUGAAAAUAUCAUGGCCUCCAUGCAGCUCUUUGAGAACGUCAUCUAGGUCUAGGAACGGAAGGAGAACAUGGAUAGAAGUAUAAGUCCUGAUGACCUUUUAUUGCUUCCGAUACCAGACCCUACAAGCCCCUCUACACUUUAACCCCUCACCGUUUGAUAAUAGAAAAAUAUUCACACACAUCGAGAUGAGGACAGUAAACAUUUGGCAGGGGGCAUAGGGAAAUGACCUUUUAAACGUUUGAUUCCACUACGCACUGUAUAUGGGAAAAUAAUCCCUUCAAUGGUUCUAUUGACAGUAGAGGUCGACCGAUUAUGAUUUUUCAACGCCGAUACCGAUGCCGAUUAUUGAAGGACCAAAAAAGCCAAUA